UGUGUCUGUCUGUCCAUCAUCGGAAGCUAACGAGAAGAACACCAAAUAGUUUCUCUCUGAGAUGGGUGAGAUCGGAGAGAAGAGGUAUGCGCUGCUGAUGUGCGGUGAGGAUUCGGAGUACUUGUUGAAGAUGCACGGCGGCUGUUACGGGAUCUUCGGGAGAGUGUUGGCGGAGGAGGGAGAGAGGUGGGACCUCUACAAGGUGGUGCAGGGACACUUUCCGGCCAACCACCACCUCUCUCUCUACGACGGCUUUGUCAUCACCGGAAGUUGCUACGACGCCCAUUCCAACGACCCUUGGAUUCUUGAACUUCUCCAACUCGUUAACAAAUUGGACUCUAUGCACAAGAAAAUCCUUGGCAUUUGCUUUGGUCACCAGAUAAUCGGGCGUGCAUUGGGAGGGAAGGUGGGUCGAUCUCCGAAGGGUUGGGACAUUGGUGUGAAAUCUAUAAACGUGUCAUCAUCUCUGCCAUUGUCUUUCUCAUCUCUCAAACUCCCAUCACAACUUUCCAUAUACAAAUGCCACAGGGAUGAGAUUCUAGAGCUGCCUCCUAAAGCAGAGGUGAUAGCUUGGUCAGAAAUGUGUGCAAUUGAGAUGUUCAGCUAUGGAGAUCACAUCUUUGGCAUCCAAGGCCACCCAGAAUUCACCCAUGACAUCCUCUUGCACUUUAUAGAUCGUAUUAUUACCCGAAAUUUGGUUCAGGAAGCUUUUGCUUUGGAUGCAAAGGAUAAGGCGGCAUUACUAGAGCCCGACAAGGAGAUUUUGAAAACAUUAUGCGUCAAUUUUCUAAAGGGUCGAUUUUGACUGUCAUCACUUACUACUACCAUUCCAUAAGAUAUAUGACAUGAAAAAGUAAAAAAAAAAACAAAAAACAAAAAGAGUACUGUAAAAUAGUAUUAUCGUGAUAAUAUUUGAGAUAUUAUUAUUAAUGUGUAAGAGGGUUUUACUGAUUAAAGAAACAAGACUUUGUAGGAUGAUGCAGUCUAAUAUUAAUUAGGCAUGCUAUUGCUAAGUUGGCAUCCAUUAUCAAGAAUGUCCACAAUAAUCAUCCCUUUUAGUUA
This is a messenger RNA of Vigna angularis (adzuki bean), 1062 nucleotides long. RefSeq names its product gamma-glutamyl peptidase 3. The record is from RefSeq and is a predicted model, not a curated record. The transcript is spliced from 4 exons. Lineage: Eukaryota; Viridiplantae; Streptophyta; Magnoliopsida; Fabales; Fabaceae. Bases 62 to 805 code for a protein of 247 amino acids. Gene Ontology annotation, cellular component: cytosol.